Molecule: messenger RNA, 914 nt
Organism: Cutaneotrichosporon oleaginosum
Lineage: Eukaryota; Fungi; Basidiomycota; Tremellomycetes; Trichosporonales; Trichosporonaceae
Source: RefSeq, a predicted model, not a curated record
CCUCAACAACACUCAUUCUCCCAUCACCGGCACCACGUAACCUCACUCCGUCUCUCAACAUGCAAGGACAGCAGAAACUCGUCCCUUUUGUCCCCCCAGCGCCUGUGGGCAUUCCUAUUGCUGCAGUGCAGAGCCUCGUGCCCCAACUUGCCACCACUAUCAACGAUAUCGACACACUCAAGACCCAGCUCAGUGCGGGGAAUGUGAACGCGACGUUUCCCAGCUGGGAUACCCUUCUGCAGCGCUACACCCUCCUCCUCUCCCGUGUCCAGUCUUUGAGCAAGUUCAUCUCCACCCCGCCACCCAAAGGGACAGAACCCGCUCUCGCGCACUACCUCGUACACCCGCUGCGCCCCCUCGCUCCCGAUGCCGACCAGUUGGCACAAGACGUACUAUUUCAGGCGAUAAACACCCAGACGCUACCCAUGCCGGAAUCAGAGAGCGUGCCAGGAGCCCGCGGGAUGUUGGGUCUGGACACCCUGCGCGGACUUGACGAGGGCGCAUUGCAACGCCACACCGAUCGCCUUAAGGCUCGGCUGGGGCGAGAGAGCCAGCGCGCGCGCGGGAUGAUGCGCGAGAUUGAACGACGCGGGGAGGAGUACGACUGGACGUAUCGCCCGGGAGAAGAAGAGGAAGAGGAGAAGGAGGAAGAAGAGGAGGAGGAAGACCUCUUUGGAGAUGACGAGGAGGAAGAAGAGCAGAAGGCGGAGCCACUAGCACCAAACCCCCGCGAAGGGUGGGGUGUUGCGGACUACUUGGUUUUUCUUGAGACCGGGAAGGCCAAGGCGCCCGAGGCGGCACCCGCAGAGGGAGCAUCAGCGGCGCCGGUCUCCGCUCCUGGAGCGACGGCGGCGCAGGCGACUGCAUUGGCGACGGCGUCUGCGUAGAUACUGAUGCAGACUUGUAUUUGUCGC